Messenger RNA from Menidia menidia (Atlantic silverside), 576 nucleotides. The record is from the annotation of a GenBank genome assembly. Lineage: Eukaryota; Metazoa; Chordata; Actinopteri; Atheriniformes; Atherinopsidae.
AUGGAGGCGUCCAAUAAACGCCGCGUGCCCGUUUACGUCCUCCUGGACGAGAAGAGCCUUUCCUCCUUCACCGACAUGUUGUGUGUCUCACCUGUAGGAACCGGCUAUGACCUCCUCACAGUCGAUGAUCAUGAACUUCUCCAGAACCUGGCCGACGCAAACUGCGGAUUAUGGGGGAGCAAUAAUCCGUCCGCGGGUCAGAGCUCCUCAAAGCCCGGAAAAGCCGCCGUGCUCCGGCUCCAGAGUCCCGGUCAGAGUCCCGGUCAGAGUCCCGGUCAGAGUCCCGGUAGGAGUCCGGUAAUGGUGCCCCGGGCUCCGGUCUCGUUCCUCCGGGUCCGGUUCCGGUUCUGGAUCCUUUUCUUCUUCUUCUUCCUCCUCCUGCGCGCGCUCCUGUCGACGUGUAGCGCGUGCGUGCCGCGGGGUCAGGUGUGUGUUGCUGCUCACCUGUUGCCUGCCGCGCUCCCAUUGGACAGCAGCCCCGGAAGGCCACGCCCCCCCCCCCUGCGCCGUUGCCAGGACAACCGGCCGACAGCAGGUAGCCCGGGUCCGGCUGGGAGUGGAGAUAAAACCCAUUAA